AUGAGGCGAUCAGAGUGUGAAAAUGAGAAUGGUUUCAUCAUCACAUCCCCAAACAAGGAUGGAACCAUGAAGGUGCAAAACAACUCAAUCAUCAUCAACUGUGAUGGGUUUUAUCUCAUCUCCCUGAAGGGCUACUUCUCUCAGGAGCUCAGCCUCAGGCUUCAGUACCGGAAGGGUCGAGAACCCCUCUUCUCCCUGAGCAAGGUCACAUCUGUUGACUCUGUCACAGUAGCCAAUCUGGCUUUCAAGGACAAAGUCUACCUGAAUGUGACCACUCACAGUGCCUCCUGCGAAGACAUUCAGGUGAAUGGUGGGGAAUUGAUUCUCAUUCAUCAAAAUCCUGGUGGAUUCUGUGUCUACUGAGGACCUGAUGGCUGCAUCUAAGCCAGGCACCAACAUGAAUGCCAAACUGGGGGUGGACAGGACACAGAUUCUUCCUUGGGAGUGGAGGAGUUAUCCCAGCUCAGCCCUCAUAUAUGGCCACUUGAGAUGUGACCAGAAGAUCACUCCCUUCCCCACUCAGGGAUAUUUAAAUCUUUAUUUUAUGUACCAAUUAACUUUAUGUAUUUAUCCUUAUAUCUUCUAAAUCACCUAGCCCUCAUCCCUCAGGAUUGCCUCAAGCCUGUUGGCACCUCCAAGAGAGUGAGAAAAAUAGGUGCCUCUUCCUCAGGAUGUUGUUUCUAUUGAUCAGGAAAUUAUUGUAAUACACUUUCAUUACUGAAAAAGACACUUGACUACCAUGUGCUGGAUAUUUGACAUCUGGUACUGUCAAAAUGAAGAAGACCAAGGAGAGGGUUUAUGAAUCUGCCAAAGGUGGUGGAUUGACCCCUGGCAGCCAAAGGUGCCUCUUCAAGAUGAAAUUGGUUGAAGUUUGCAUAUUGCCUAAAUACCUCUCUCAUGUGGCGGAGUUCAAAAGGAAAAGCAACUUGUGAACAGCUGUCAGGACUUGAUGAAGAUAGCUGGCUAAGGAAUACUCUGUGCUUUUUUCUUUCUUUUUCCUCCAUUUUGUUUUCCCAGCCUCCAAAUGUUCUUGAUAGAAAUUUCCCUUCAAAGAACCAUCUCAGGGAUGUGAUGCUGUGAAAAAUGUAAUCAGUGACUUAAGGAAAACUGAGAGAAAUUUUUCUAAACUGGGAGAGUGAGAUAAUUUAUUGUGAGGGUUAUCUUUAUCACUCAGGAGAGCUGUGAAACUGGACCUCUCAGGGUAACAGUCAGUGGGAAUUAAAACUGUCUGGGAAGGAAAUCCCAUUCUUUGCCACAGAGAGGCGAAGUAACACAUGCCCAUCCUCCUGCUUAUGCUGAGCUACAUACUCAGCCCCACACCUUGUACUCAUGGACCACCUUGUCUCAAAAAAAAAAAAAAAUGAAGCAAUUCUAUGAUCAAUUGCAACUUUAUGUCAAAAAAACAUUGAGACGCCAUUACAUCUUAUGAAAAAUAAUGAUCUCUGUCUAGAAACACCAUAAUAUCACAUAUGAUCUCACAUUGAUAGUUGAGGCUAGAAGGACCAAUAAUCAGCCAAUACCAAGGCUUUCAAGAGAAUAAGAUCACCUAAUGUUUAGUUUAAAUAUCCCACUUAAUGUAUCUGGCUUAUGGCAUUGUGGACAAAUGUGAUUUUUCUUAAUUUCCAGAUGAUUUGUAAGUUUUCUAUGUCAAAACUUUUACAAAUUUGAAUUUUUUUAUAAAAACUUUUUAGAAUGGUAGCAAGUGUUUCCCUGCAGUUUUAAAUAGAGUGUGUGACAUAUCAUAGAAUAUUUCUGGAUGAUUCUGGGUCAUCAUAGUAGUUGUACUGUGGUGUGCUGCAGUGAUAUCUUCAGGGUCUCCAGAAAGGUGGAAGGCAGUUUGGCCCUACACUAAAUGGUCUCAAUUACAUUUGGAUUUUUUUCUUGUCUGUUUGAUACAAUUAUUUUCCAUCUCCAAUUAAGUGCCUGUCUGUCUCCAACUAUAUUCCCACCACUCAGUUUUAAUCUGUUAUAGGCAGAAGCUAAAUCAAAAUUCUAAAUAAAAAGAAGCUAAAUAAAAGAAACUGUGCAUAAGGUAAGAGUAACCAAACUCUGAGUGGCUGCCCAGGUACUCACAUAAUUGUUAUAAUCCUAGGUAAACAUCUAUGGAGGGCCUGCUGUAGACCAAGCGUUAGGCUAAAUGCUUUACAUGAAUUGGCCCCCCACCCUUCCCCAAGCCGGCUUGCGGGAUCUUAGUUCCUGGCCCAGGGCAGUGAAAGUGCCAAGUCCUAACCACUGGACCACCAGGGAACUCCCCUACGUGAAUUGUUCUGAGCAAGAUAUUCUAUGAGACCCGUCUUGACUACUCAGAGGAUUUAAACGUGUGUGUGCGCAUGUGUACUUCUUUGUUAUUGACUAUGUUCUCAAAGUCAAAGUUAUUCAGUAUUACUUAUUCUAAGUAAAUGUUUAUGAAUAUAGAUAAUAUUUAAGAAAAUGUAUGUUUAUUUUUUUUAAGUUUGGAAUUUCUGACGAUAUUUCUUCUGGACUACACAUUCGAAGCCAAAGCUUGUUUUGUGGGUUGGUUGUCUUUGGUGUUACGGCCCCUCCUCACAGGCACCCACUCCCUGUGGGUACACAUGGCCUGCUCUUCCCAUGCUGGCCUCCUCCAGCCACACAGGGACAUUUCUGCCAUCCACUAGACUCACUCCCCCAGCUGCCACCCGUCAAAGUAUGUGUGUCCUAUGUAAAUCAUUCCUUCAAAGGGAUAAUUAACCUUUCUCCGAAAACAGUGGAGUUUUGUGGAAAUGAAAAGUCAGGAGAUUAGAAUUCUAAUUUUGACUCAGUCACUAACUAGCAAGGGACCUUGGACAACUAAUUCCCCAUUUUUGGAUCCUGCUUUUUUCCUCCCUUGUUGAAUGACCAUUUUAGAAUCUUAUGCUCAUAAUGCUAACUGUGAAUGUACGUAGUAAAUACCUAUGUACUGGUUACUGUGAGUCAAUAUGUAUAAUCUUCUCUUUUACUGUAUGGAGUUUUUUUUUUUCUCCUACAAACUAACAUUUUUCCUCAGCCUUUUUGGUGAUUCCUUUGAGGGCAGUUGCCAAUUGUUAGUGACUUAGUGACUGUUUAGGGAAUGGCUUAAGGGAUUCCAGUCUUGAUUCAAAUUGUGAUUAGUUCUUAAGCAUACCAG
Molecule: messenger RNA, 3124 nt
Organism: Globicephala melas (long-finned pilot whale)
Lineage: Eukaryota; Metazoa; Chordata; Mammalia; Artiodactyla; Delphinidae
Gene: TNFSF4
Product: TNF superfamily member 4
Biological process (GO): positive regulation of T cell proliferation; inflammatory response; immune response
Cellular component (GO): membrane
Molecular function (GO): tumor necrosis factor receptor binding; cytokine activity
Source: RefSeq, a predicted model, not a curated record